Rattus rattus (black rat) is the source of this 1184-nucleotide messenger RNA. RefSeq names its product melanocortin 2 receptor (gene Mc2r). The coding region runs from base 256 to 1146 and encodes 296 amino acids. Gene Ontology annotation, molecular function: corticotropin receptor activity. Gene Ontology annotation, biological process: G protein-coupled receptor signaling pathway. The record is from RefSeq and is a predicted model, not a curated record. Gene Ontology annotation, cellular component: membrane. NCBI's taxonomy places the organism in Eukaryota, Metazoa, Chordata, Mammalia, Rodentia, Muridae. The transcript has 2 exons.
CGGGGGAGCCCCCAGAACAAGAACAUUAUGUUGCUGAAACGAAGCCUCACAGCGGCUCCUGCAAAGAACUAAGUCCGUGAGGUUGCACACAGAGCCACAAACCUUUUUUGGUGGGAUCCCCUCGGGCCAGGGGCAGGACAAGGGGGGAGGCAGAAACUGGAUCCUUCUGCACAAAGAAAACAUUCUGAAGAGCCGAUCAGGAUUUCUGUAGGUCAACAGCAAGCACCAUCCCCUUCUUAACUGCAAGCAAGAAAAAUGAAGCACAUUAUCAAUUCGUAUGAACACACCAACGACACAGCAAGAAAUAACUCUGAUUGUCCUGAUGUAGUUCUGCCAGAAGAGAUAUUUUUCACAAUCUCCAUCAUUGGAGUUUUGGAGAACCUGAUCGUCCUCCUGGCCGUGAUCAAAAAUAAAAAUCUCCAGUCCCCCAUGUACUUUUUCAUCUGUAGUUUGGCCAUUUCCGACAUGUUGGGCAGUCUGUAUAAGAUCUUGGAAAAUAUCCUGAUCAUGUUCAGAAACAUGGGCUAUCUCAAGCCUCGUGGCAGUUUUGAAAGUACAGCAGAUGACAUCAUUGACUGCAUGUUCGUCCUCUCUUUGCUGGGCUCGAUCUUCAGCCUGUCUGUGAUUGCAGCUGACCGCUACAUCACCAUCUUCCAUGCCCUGCAAUACCACAGCAUUGUGACCAUGCGACGCACCGUCAUCACCCUAACGGUUAUCUGGAUGUUCUGUACGGGGAGCGGCAUCACCAUGGUGAUCUUCUCCCACCAUAUCCCCACAGUGCUCACCUUCACCUCGCUGUUCCCUUUGAUGCUGGUUUUUAUCCUGUGUCUCUACAUCCACAUGUUCUUACUUGCCCGUUCCCAUGCUAGGAAGAUCUCUACCCUUCCUAGAGCCAACAUGAAGGGUGCCAUGACCCUGACCAUCCUUCUUGGAGUCUUCAUCUUCUGUUGGGCUCCCUUUGUGCUCCAUGUUCUCUUAAUGACCUUCUGCCCAAAUAACCCUUACUGUGUUUGCUACAUGUCUCUUUUCCAGGUCAAUGGCAUGUUGAUUAUGUGCAAUGCAGUUAUUGACCCCUUUAUAUAUGCCUUUCGGAGCCCAGAGCUCAGAGAGGCAUUCAAAAAGAUGCUCUUCUGCAACAGAUAUUAGUAGAGCUUUUGAUCCCUGCUUUGAGUGUUGUAAAGGAA